AGAGCUCUUCUAGAGAAGAAGCAGAGGAAGAAACGUCUUGAUCCCUUGAUGGUGCAGCCAAAUCCUGAGACAAAGCUGCGUCGGUCAAAGCCCAAAGAGUGUGAGGAGCAGACUCCUUUAGUAGAAACUCCUACCCCUUUCCACAGUGACGUUAUUUUACACGGCAUUGAUGGACCAGCUGCUUUCCUGAAAUCAGAAGUGCAAGAUUUGGGGUCCAAGCUCCAAACUCUGUCUACUGGAUCUUCCAAAGCAGAAGACAAUGCAGAUCAGGAAAAGGAUGGAGAGGCUCUAACAGACACAGCAGGCAAGGCAGAUCUGCAAGAAAUCUUACAGAAACGAGGAAUUUCAGGCAGUCUGAAUUUUGAUGAGGAAGACACAGAAGAGGAAGAAGCUAGUAAGAGACCAGCAUCUCAUUCACCGUGUCGUGAAUCUGAGAGGCCUAGUUCUGCAACCAGCGAGAAAUCUUUUGCAGAAACAGGUGCUUCCUGUAGUCCAUCCUCUCAGGCAGAUGCACAGCUGGGAGAAGUAGAGAACUUGGAGGAUUUUGCAUUACGCCCAGCGCCCCGUGGCAUUACAGUCAAAUGUCGAAUCACUAGAGAUAAGAAGGGAAUGGACCGGGGCCUUUUCCCUACUUAUUACAUGCAUCUGGAAAGGGAUGACAACAGAAAGACAUUCCUUCUUGCAGGGAGAAAACGAAAAAAGAGCAAAACAUCCAAUUACCUCAUAACAGUUGAUCCAACUGAUUUAUCCCGGAAAGGGGAAAGUUUCAUUGGAAAACUCAGGUCAAACCUCAUGGGAACCAAAUUUACCGUCUAUGACCAUGGAGUUAGUCCAGUCAAGGCACAAGGUCUAGUGGAAAAGGCUCAUGCAAGACAGGAGCUUGCAGCUAUUUGUUAUGAAACCAACGUGUUAGGAUUCAAGGGUCCCAGAAAAAUGUCUGUGAUCAUUCCAGGAAUGAAUAUGAAUCAUAAGCGAAUUCCAAUCCAUCCACGAAAUGAACAUGACAGUCUGCUGUCAAAAUGGCAAAACAAAAAUUUAGAGAACCUCAUUGAGUUGCACAACAAGGCUCCGGUCUGGAACGAUGAUACUCAAUCCUAUGUUUUGAACUUCCAUGGGAGAGUCACUCAGGCCUCAGUGAAGAACUUCCAGAUUGUCCAUGACAGUGACCCUGACUACAUUGUGAUGCAGUUUGGUCGUGUAGCAGAAGAUGUGUUCACUUUGGACUAUAAUUAUCCUCUCUGUGCUCUUCAGGCCUUUGCUAUUGGACUCUCCAGCUUUGAUAGUAAACUGGCCUGUGAAUGAAAGACACAUCAGACUUGAAACAUGGAACGCGCUCCCAUUCCUACAUCUAGUUGUAGGAGUACCAGGUGGAGUAAUGAAAAGCACAUUGGGGAUGAAAGGGAACUGGAGGACAGACUGCUGCAGGCUUAUUAGAAAACAAAUACCAGAUCUCAGAGAAGUUGACAUCUUAGGAGACUGUCCCAAGACUCAGAAGUCUUUG
Molecule: messenger RNA, 1501 nt
Organism: Apaloderma vittatum (bar-tailed trogon)
Lineage: Eukaryota; Metazoa; Chordata; Aves; Trogoniformes; Trogonidae
Gene: TULP3
Product: tubby like protein 3
Exons: 9
Biological process (GO): protein localization to cilium
Cellular component (GO): cilium
Source: RefSeq, a predicted model, not a curated record